AUGCUUACUAUUGGAAGAAUCGUAGACAAAACUUGCUCAGCCGGUCACUAUCUAGACAUGGACUCUCAAGAAUGCAAGCUAUGCCCUGCUGGCACCUAUUCUCGUGGAAACGUGCUUGAACUUUCGAAGUGGAAGACAAUUCCAACCGAGCUGGCCACAGAUGUUACCUACAGUUCACAGAUGCCUGAUGGGUGUAACUCUACUCAAUGGACACCUAUGGGCGACCACCUACUCGGCAAGGCGACACCUGGCUGUUCUGCGGUUUUAUCAUUGCAGUUAAACAACCUACAGGACGGAGAAGUUUCUUUCAUGUACAAUAUCGCGGAUACUACAACCAUGGUCUUUUUCACAAUUCACAACGAGCACUGUACGCGCCUACCUGAGUCUACAUUCAUUAUCCAAAGAACCGGUCAAAAUGUGCUGUACAAUGUCUCUGCCCCACUACGGAAAGGACGAUAUGUGAUACAGUGGGAAAUGUUUGUUGAUGAGAACACUUUUGGCUAUCUCUUCGGUAAUCGAGUUGCUUCUAUCAAGAUAACUGAAAUCCGGAUCAGAGGGACUCCACCAAUAUUACAUUGCAAUGCUUGUCCUGCAGGGACCUACGCCAACGCCGGAGGAAUGUCUCAGUGCGAGUCGUGUCCAGCGAACACAUUUUCACCCGCUGGUGCCCAGGCUUGUAGCGCCUGUGCCGUUGACGAAUAUUCAAGUCCCGGCUCGGAUAAAUGCAACCGAAGACUUCCAUGUACGGAGAAAGAUUUCAUGGGAGUGUGGACCCCAUGUGAUGAACAAGGAAAAACGUGGAAGACCUACAAAUGGAUCGAACCAGUUAUCUGCAACACACAAACAGGCGUCCAGCUGCCGCAGUCUGGGGAUCCUGUCGACUGCACAUGCCCAUUCGGAACGCAUCUCCACAACGCAACAGCUUGUGAGAGCUGUCCAGCGGAUCAGUCAGUUACGGACUCCACAUGCUUGCGUUGUGAAUCGGAUAGGGUUCCCGUUGUUGGCCUGCACUACGAUCGAUGGUCUCGAUUUCCUCCACACCUGACAACGUGGUGUUUGUCGAUGUUCAGGCCCUAUGCUCCACGCUGCAAACAAAAUAACACCUUUCUAAAUCCACGAGAUCCUUUCUAUAUAGGAGCUUUUAACAUCCGUACUCUAUGUCAAAUUGGCAAACAGGCUAUGCUUGCUGAAACCCUGUACUCCCUUAAAAUUGAUGUAUGCCGUGUCCACGAAACACGCAUACAAGACUCGAGCGUUGUUCUGCAUCUCAGAACGCCAAGGAUGAACUCAGCUCUUUCACAUUUCUCCCUCCGUGUGUCUGGUGACCCAGAAGCGAUGACUCGUGGAAUAUAUGGCGUGGGAGUUGCACUCAGCCCCAGAGCUGAACGCGCUUUGCUGGAUUGGAUCCCAGUGAACAGUCGUCUCUGCGCCGUCCGGUUAUCCAGUUCAAUCAAGAUCAAUGCCUCCUGGCAUAAAAAGUGGUGCCUGUUUGUCGUGUCGGCUUAUGCCCCGACGGACUGCAGUUCUGAUGCGGAGGCUGCGCUGGUCACUGCCGUCUUCCUGGAUGGGGACCCCGAGACGAAUGCGACUGAACCCACAACUCCAGUCGUACGAACAAUGACUUCAAAGGGGAGAUCCUUUCAUUGGACUGUUUUGUUCCAUUCCAUUCUUGAUUCUUCGAAUCUCGAUAUUGGCUGUUCAGUUGCUGCAGUAUAA
Messenger RNA from Opisthorchis viverrini, 1716 nucleotides. RefSeq lists its product as hypothetical. The coding region runs from base 1 to 1716 and encodes 571 amino acids. The transcript is spliced from 9 exons. NCBI's taxonomy places the organism in Eukaryota, Metazoa, Platyhelminthes, Trematoda, Opisthorchiida, Opisthorchiidae. The record is from RefSeq and is a predicted model, not a curated record.